This is a messenger RNA of Diospyros lotus (date-plum), 1447 nucleotides long. RefSeq lists its product as uncharacterized. Lineage: Eukaryota; Viridiplantae; Streptophyta; Magnoliopsida; Ericales; Ebenaceae. The transcript is spliced from 9 exons. Bases 346 to 1227 code for a protein of 293 amino acids. The record is from RefSeq and is a predicted model, not a curated record.
GCAUUGGCCUACGAACAAACACAAGCUCUGCCUCUGGCUCUCUGCAAUCCGCUCCAUCUGCUCUGCAAAUCAAUUAAAUUCUCCCGUCUCGAUAAAUUCAAAUUCAAAAUCAAAAUCUCUCUCUCUCUCUCUCUCUCUCUCUCUCUCUCUGUAGAUAAAUUAUUACAUAUCUGUGAUGGGUUCCACCUCAUUUCCACACUUGGCUUUAUCACAACGACGACCACUAACAACCCCAGAACGCUCCCUUCAUCAUUUCUGUCCCGGGAAGUUGUCUCCAAAGCCUCGAUUUCGCUGCUCCCCCGCUCCCGAAACCCUAAUUUCACCGCCAAACACUCGUCAUCGUCAAUGGCUACGCCUCUGCAAGUCGCAGCAUCCUCGACAGAAGGUGCAGUGAAUAAAGAGUCUAAUGCUUCCUCUUCUAGCAUGGUGGGAACUGAUGAUCUGCUGAUUGUUGGACCGGGCGUUCUAGGGCGUUUAGUGGCUGAAAAAUGGCAGCAGGAUCACCCAGGGUGCCGGAUUUCUGGGCUGACUGUGACUAUGGAUCACCACGAUGAGUUGAUCAAAAUGGGAAUCAACCCAUCACUGAAGGGCACAACAGCAACCCAUAAGUUCCCAAAUGUGAUCUUUUGUGCCCCCCCAUCCCGUACGCCAGACUAUCCCGGUGAUGUCAGGGAAGCUGCAUUGCGGUGGAGCGGGGAUGGUUGUUUCCUAUUUACUUCAAGCUCUGCACCAUACGAUUGCUUUGACAAUGGACCCUGUGAUGAGGACAGUCCAGUAGUAGCCAUCGGGAGAAGCCCUAGAACAGACGUCCUCUUAAAAGCCGAAAAAGCAGUGCUAGAGUCUGGCGGAUGUGUCGUAAGACUAGCAGGGCUUUACAAUGCAAACAGAGGAGCACAUAUGUAUUGGUUGGAGAAAGGGAUCGUCGAUGCUCGUCCAGAUCACAUUCUCAAUCUUAUACACUACGAGGAUGCUGCUUCGCUUUCAGUAACAAUCUUGAAGAAGAAACUUAGAAACAAGAUUUUCCUGGGCACUGACAAUCAUCCUGUGUCCAGGCAGGAUGUAAUGGACCUAGUCAGCAAGAGUGGAAAAUUUAGCAAGAAGUUCCAGGGUUUUACAGGCACAAGUGGUCCUUUGGGUAAGAAACUAAAUAAUGCAAAAACUCAGAAGGAAUUAGGAUGGGAGCCAAAGUACCAAAGCUUUGCUCAGUUUCUGGGAGUAUCUGAAUAAAUGCUGCUUCAAUCUAAUUGGGGAAGAAGCAAAGGAAAGAUUUGGUUGGCUCUGCUCACAUGAUAUUCAUCACAUUGAUUGAUCCUUAACUUUUAUGUAUAUGGUUGCAUGAAUCGAUGUUAUUCAAAUGGAUUUUCAUUAGGAUAAAUUAUCAUUUUUUAUUUUUGAAUUUUAUCUAUCUGAUAUAUCUAUUAUAUAAUAAAUUUUAAUUUUUAUCAAA